GGCAGGGAAGGAAGCAAACGGGAGGUGCAGAGCGGCCGCUGAGCUAGUGACGCAUACAACAAUUGUUUACUAAAUUCUCUAUCUCGGCGUUAUUAUCGGCUAAUAUACAUAGAUACAGUCUUCCAAACGUAAACUGCGCGUCUUUUUUGCUGUUUCUGACAGUGCACAACGUAAACAAACUGGUGUCAACAACUGAAGCUUGCGUUUCAAUUUUUUUUGCGGAGAAGAAAGUUUACUUUUCCCGACAACAUGAGAGGGGGAGCGUCCUAUGGAGACAGAGACAGGGACCGUGGACGAGACAGGCCACGGUUUGGAGCCAUGAACAGUCGCAGUGGACCCCCACCAAUGAAGUUUGGGAAUCCAGGUGAGCGCCUCCGCAAGAAGAGGUGGAACCUGGAUGAGCUGCCAAAAUUUGAGAAGAACUUCUACACUGAACACCCUGAGGUCCAACACAUGAGUCAGUAUGAAAUGGAAGAGUUUCGCAGGAAGAAGGAGAUCACCGUCAGAGGAACAGGCUGUCCAAAGGCGGUCACGGCUUUCCACCACGCGCAGUUUCCUCAGUAUGUGAACGAGGUGCUGAUUCAGCAGAACUUCAAGGAGCCAACAGCGAUCCAGUGCCAGGGCUUCCCUGCGGCCCUGAGCGGCAGGGACCUGGUGGGGAUCGCACAGACCGGCUCUGGAAAGACCCUGGCUUAUCUUCUUCCUGCUAUUGUACACAUCAAUCACCAGCCCUAUCUGGAGAGGGGAGAUGGCCCUAUUUGUCUGGUGGUGGCUCCAACCAGAGAGCUGGCUCAGCAGGUCCAACAGGUCGCAUAUGAUUAUGGAAAGUCUUCCCGUAUCAAAAGCACAUGUGUCUAUGGUGGAGCACCCAAAGGACCACAGAUUCGAGACCUCGAGAGGGGUGUGGAGAUCUGUAUUGCCACACCUGGCCGCCUCAUUGACUUCUUGGAGAGCGGCAAGACGAACCUGCGGCGCUGCACCUACCUGGUGCUGGACGAGGCCGACCGCAUGCUGGACAUGGGCUUUGAGCCACAGAUUCGCAAGAUAGUUGAACAAAUCAGGCCAGACAGACAGACUCUGAUGUGGAGCGCUACCUGGCCCAAGGAUGUUCGUCAGCUUGCAGAGGAUUUUCUGAGGGACCACAUCCAGAUUAAUAUCGGCGCUCUGGAGCUCAGCGCCAACCACAACAUCCUGCAGAUUGUCGAUGUUUGCAUGGAGACUGAAAAGGACCAGAAACUGUUUCAGCUGAUGGAGGAGAUAAUGGCUGAGAAAGAGAACAAAACAAUCAUCUUUGUGGAGACUAAGAAGCGUUGUGAUGAUCUUACCAGGAGGAUGAGGCGGGACGGGUGGCCAGCCAUGUGUAUCCAUGGAGACAAGAGCCAACCUGAGAGAGACUGGGUUCUUGCAGAAUUUCGUAACGGUAAAGCUCCGAUACUGAUCGCUACAGACGUGGCCUCUCGUGGUCUGGAUGUGGAAGAUGUGAAGUUCGUCAUCAACUAUGACUAUCCCAGCUCCUCGGAGGAUUACGUCCACCGCAUCGGACGUACGGCCCGCAGCACCAACAAGGGCACCGCCUACACCUUCUUCACCCCGGGGAACCUGCGGCAGGCCCGGGACCUGGUCCGGGUGUUGACGGAGGCUCGGCAGGCCAUCAACCCGAAACUCCUUCAGCUGGUGGAGUCAGGGCGCGGCGGAGGAGGAGGAGGCGGUGGCAGGAUGCGUUAUCGGACCAGCAACUCCAACAACCCUAACUACAUGUUUCAGGGGGAAUGUGAUCGCCGCAUGCCCGGCGGCGCCAAAGACAGCCGCGGCGGCUUCAACCGCGACAGCCGAAACAGCCGCGAUGGAGACCGCUCUACCACCUCCUCCUCCUCCUCCUACAGGGACAGGAGCCGCGAUCACAGGAACAGCUACAACUCAGACCAGUACCAGAGCUACGGGGGCGGUGGCGGUGGUGGCGGGGGCUACAACCCCCGCAGCGGCGGCCAGUCCGGAGGAGGUCAGGAUCAGUCCGGCCAGCAGCAGUUUGUCCAGCCUCCUCCUGCUCCUCCUCCGUCAUCAGGAGGGCUGCAGCCUCUGAUGGCGCAGCAGUUUGCUCACCCGCAGCCGCCGCUCAUGGGCUUCAUCGGGCAACCGCCGUUCCCUUUUGCCCCCGCUCCCCCCCAGCCUCCGGGUCCCGCACCUCCCCGGAAGUAGAACUACGAGAAAGAAAAACUGAGUUGAUUUAGUGGCUUGGUGUGUUCACAGUGUAACUUUGUUUUUUUUACUCUCCAACUCUUGUCAUCUCCAAGAGGCGGAGGUUUGAAAAGGCAUUUAUCUGAGGAGGUAAGGGCUCAUUUUUACUAUUUGUUUUGUACUUUUUAAUAAUAAUACUAAACCUGGAACUUUUUCCUUUUCAACACUUUUUUUUUUAAAAACUCGAUUGUCAGUCUUCACAGUUGCUCUCAAACAUGUGCCAAUGAAGAACAAAUUCAUUUUUGUUUUGAUUCCAAUUAAGCAAAGUAGCAGUGGAUUUCACCAGUUUGUUGUCUCUCUCUAGUUGAAGCUGUCAGUCAUUGGUUAAAAGGGAAAACAACAUUAAGUGACACGUGGUCGAAAGUCUGUGCAAAAAAUCAUUUACCAUCACAUUCCAGUCUUGCUUUAGCUUCAUUAAAAUUCAAGAUCUUUGACUUAUUUUGUUUGAGGUGUUGACUUGCAAUAUACUCUAUUACAGGGAUGGGCAACUUAAAUGCUGCAGGGGGCCACAAUUUUUCAUGUUCACUACCACAGGGCCACAUAUAGGAGCGUGCACUUAACCAGAUAUGAUGAAACUGCAAUUUUAAAUAUGUUUACAGUGCAGUAACUUAACAUAUUUCAUGCCCAAAUGCAUGUAUAAUAGUAUAAAUAGGUAUACAAAAGGUUUGAAGCAAAUAAAAAUUAACCACUUACUGUGAUUUUUUUCUUUCAGUGCAAGAACAGCAGACCAACAUUAAUUGCAAAAAGUAAUUUUGUGCAUUUUUACACUGCACUUUUAAGAUUUCAUGCUCAAAUGCAUGUAGUUGUACUGAGGGCCACUUCAAGUGAGGGUGCGGGCCGUAUGUGGUCCCCGGGCCUCCAGUUGCCCAUCCCUGCUCUAUUAUAUAGAUUUUUGGUUUAUUAUUCUAAACACUGAAGAAAUCCAUCCAAGUUGUGAAUCUUCUUCCAUAGUUUUGAGAACUAUGCAACCACCAUUUUAUUCUCUAGUGUCACGUAGUCAAAUACAUUUUCUCUCUUUAUUUUUUUUCCUGCCUUGUAGCAUUUUAAAGCCGCUGUGUUUCUAUAACUGUUGAAUAUACAUAUUGUUUUAAUAAGCAGAUGAGCUCAUGCAGAAAUAUUUCAUUUGGAUUGUUGAUUAAAUCGCUUGUUUCCUCUUUCAUUCAUUCUCCUUUUUUUCCCC
Centropristis striata (black sea bass) is the source of this 3415-nucleotide messenger RNA. RefSeq names its product probable ATP-dependent RNA helicase DDX17. Gene Ontology annotation, molecular function: RNA binding; RNA helicase activity; ATP binding. NCBI's taxonomy places the organism in Eukaryota, Metazoa, Chordata, Actinopteri, Perciformes, Serranidae. The transcript is spliced from 13 exons. The record is from RefSeq and is a predicted model, not a curated record. The coding region runs from base 250 to 2196 and encodes 648 amino acids. Gene Ontology annotation, cellular component: nucleus; ribonucleoprotein complex; cytoplasm. Gene Ontology annotation, biological process: alternative mRNA splicing, via spliceosome.